CUCCCGCGCGGCCAAUCAGGAGCGCCCAGGUGUCGCGCGCGGGGCGGGGGCGGAGACAGUGAGAAGAUGGCGGCCAAAGGCGGCCGGAACGGGCUCCUGGACAAGUGGAAGAUUGAUGACAAGCCAGUGAAAAUUGACAAAUGGGACGGUUCAGCCGUGAAAAAUUCCCUGGAUGACUCUGCCAAAAAGGUUCUCCUGGAAAAGUACAAAUAUGUGGAAAAUUUCCGCUUGAUUGACGGCCGCCUCCUCAUCUGCACAAUCUCUUGUCUCUUUGCAAUUGUUGCUUUGAUUUGGGAUUACCUGCAUCCUUUUCCUGAAUCCAAACCCGUCCUUGCUUUUUGUGUUGUCUCAUAUUUUGUGAUGAUGGGAAUCCUGACCAUCUACACCUCAUACAAGGAGAAGAGUAUUUUCCUCGUGGCUCACAGGAAAGACCCGGCAGGGAUGGACCCCGACGACGUUUGGCAACUCUCCUCCAGCCUCAAACGGUUUGAUGACAAGUACACCCUGAAGCUGACGUUCAUCAGCGGGAAAACCAAGCAGCAGAGGGAAGCCGAGUUCACCAAAUCCAUCGCCAAGUUCUUCGAUAACAACGGGACGUUAGUCAUGGAAGCCUACGAGCCAGAGGUGUCCAAGCUCCACGACAGUCUGGCCCUGGAGAGGAAAACAAAAUGAUCCCAGACACCGUCCCACCUUCCCGGGAACGUGCUGAGUUAACACCAAUAAAGUCGAAUGGCAAAGAAAGCGAA
Empidonax traillii (willow flycatcher) is the source of this 746-nucleotide messenger RNA. RefSeq names its product signal peptidase complex subunit 2 (gene SPCS2). Gene Ontology annotation, biological process: protein targeting to ER. The transcript is spliced from 5 exons. NCBI's taxonomy places the organism in Eukaryota, Metazoa, Chordata, Aves, Passeriformes, Tyrannidae. Gene Ontology annotation, cellular component: signal peptidase complex; membrane. The record is from RefSeq and is a predicted model, not a curated record. The coding region runs from base 67 to 672 and encodes 201 amino acids.